Molecule: messenger RNA, 726 nt
Organism: Parathielavia appendiculata
Lineage: Eukaryota; Fungi; Ascomycota; Sordariomycetes; Sordariales; Chaetomiaceae
Exons: 2
Coding region: 19-726 (235 amino acids)
Source: RefSeq, a predicted model, not a curated record
CAUUUGUAAUGUAUCGAAAUGCCUCGUCCUCCGCGUCUCAAUUGGGAACAGCAUCGUCCCCAGAUCACCAGCUUGUACCAGUCUGGUGCAACCUCUCAGGCUAUUACAUCUUAUCUUCUUGAUGAAACCGGAGUCUCAAUGACUCCUACGCAUCUUCGUCGUCUUCUCCAGUCAUGGGGUGUACCGCGCCAGCGCCCUAGAACAGAAGUGACUCCUGACCUUAAGGAGCGUAUUGAAGCACUCUUCUUUCAGCAUGCCUUAACAGAUGCCGAGAUUGUAAAGGCUCUAGAACAAGAAGGAACGAAGAUCUCGAGUCGCAAAGUUCAGGAGAUUCGAUGGGAAAUUGGUUUAUACAGACGUCAUAACGCAGAGCAACUUGCAACUGCAAUGGCCGAAGUCCGCGAGUUCUUCGAAGGAGAACGCACUACUACAAACAUUGUUCGUCAUAUGGGAUAUCGUUCCCUUUACGUCCAUAUGCGCCAGCGUUUCUUCAACAUCCCACGCGACUCUUUACGGGCAGUGUACGCUGAGUUUCACGAAGAUGCAAUUGCACAUCGUCGUGCCCGUGCUGAACGCAAGCGGUCUGGUUGGACUGUACCAGGCCCCAACUACAUCUGGUCCGUUGAUGGGUAUUGCAAGUUGGAAUACUUUGGUAUCGAGAUCUACGCAGGGAUUGACGCGUACUCUCGAUACAUUACAUGGUUCUACAUCGGAGUCUCUGCAUGA